Molecule: messenger RNA, 1008 nt
Organism: Ipomoea nil (Japanese morning glory)
Lineage: Eukaryota; Viridiplantae; Streptophyta; Magnoliopsida; Solanales; Convolvulaceae
Exons: 2
Coding region: 1-1008 (335 amino acids)
Source: RefSeq, a predicted model, not a curated record
AUGAGGAUUUGGCUGGUUUAUUACAAGUUCUCAAUGACAGAGGCUUUCAGAUCUACUCAGGGCCUUAAUCUAUGCCAAAGAAAAUACACCUUGGACAUAUUGAAAGAGUAUGGUUUUCUGGAGGCUAAACCUGCUUGCACUCCUAUCACUGCAGGGCAAAAACUCACAAGCACUGAAGGUACAAAACUUGAUAAUCCUGAAGUCUACAGAAGACUAAUAGGAAAGUUAUUGUAUCUCACUAAUACUAGGCCAGAUAUCACUUAUGCUGUCCAACAACUAAGUCAGUUUGUUGAUCAGCCUAGGGACAUUCAUCUUGUGGCAGCUCACAGAAUACUGAGGUAUCUAAAAUGGGCUCCUGGUAAAGGGUUGUUCUAUUCAGCCAAGUCUCACCUCAAGUUAUAUGGUUUUUCAGAUUCAGACUGGGCUACUUGUGCAGAAACAAGGAAAUCUAUCACUGGUUUUUGCAUUUACUUAGGGGAAUCAUUGAUAUCUUGGAAAACAAAGAAACAAGCUACUGUUUCUAGAUCUUCCUCAGAGGCAGAAUACAGAGCUUUGGCCUCUUCUGUGUGUGAAAUUCAAUGGCUCCUAUACUUGAUGGCAGAUUUGAAAGUGCAUCCUGCCAGUCCAAGUGUGUUGUUUUGUGAUAAUCAGUCUGCCAUAGCCAUUGGAGAAAAUCAUGUGUUUCAUGAACGUACUAAGCACAUUGAGAUUGAUUGCCAUGUGGUCAAGCAAAAGGUUAAUGAAGGUGUUGUAAAGCUACUUUCAAUUCCAUCAAAGGAACAAACUGCAGAUGGUUUUACCAAGGCAUUGCCUAAGCCAAGCUUUGAUGUUUUCCACUCUAAGCUGGGCCUUCAAGAUAUUCAUGCUCCAACUUACGGGGGGGGGUGUCAAAAUAACAACUCAUUAUCAGCUCUUCACCAGCUCAUCUGCUUAUCUGAUCAGCCUCUCAUAUACUUAGCUUAUAUGUUUAGCCUCAAGGGCUUUUUUGUAUUUUCCCCUGCUUCAUAA